AUGAAUUCCACCUACGAGACGCAGCCGGGCGAGGAGGCGGAGGAGCUGCCGGCCACCGAGAAGGACCUGGCGGAAGACGCUCCUUGGAAGAAGAUCCAGCAAAACACCUUCACCCGUUGGUGCAACGAGCACCUCAAGUGCGUUCACAAGCGCAUCGGGGACCUGCAGCGGGACCUGAGCGACGGCCUGCGCCUCAUCGCCCUCCUGGAGGUCCUCAGCCAGAAGAAGAUGGGGCGCAAGUACCACCCGCGCCCCAACUUUCGCCAGAUGAAGCUGGAGAACGUCUCGGUGGCCUUGGAGUUCCUGGAGAGGGAGCACAUCAAGCUGGUCUCCAUCGACAGCAAGGCCAUCGUGGACGGGAACCUGAAGCUGAUCCUGGGGCUGAUCUGGACGCUGAUCCUGCACUACUCCAUCUCCAUGCCCAUGUGGGAGGACGAGGAGGAGGAGGAGGCGCGGCGGCAGACCCCCAAGCAGCGCCUGCUGGGCUGGAUCCAGAACAAGGUGCCCCAGCUGCCCAUCACCAACUUCAACCGGGACUGGCAGGACGGCAAGGCCCUGGGCGCCCUGGUCGACAACUGCGCGCCCGGCUGUGGGGGGCUGAGGGGGUCUGGGGGUCGGGGUGCCCGCCCCGGGGUGAUGGGUGGGGGCCACCCUGACCCCCGGGGUCCCGCAGGCAUCGAGCCCCAGGGCAACGUGGUGCUGAAGCCGGCGCAGUUCACGGUGGAGACCCUCGAGGCGGGGGUGGGCGAGGUCCUGGUCUACGUCGAGGACCCCGAGGGUCACACUGAGGAGGCCAAGGUGGUCCCCAACAACGACAAGAAGAGGACGUACAGUGUCACCUACGUGCCCAAGGUCGGGGGGCUGCACAAGGUGACGGUGCUGUUCGCGGGGCAGAACAUCGACAAGAGCCCCUUCGGCGUCAAUGUGGGCAUGGCCCUUGGGGACGCCAGCAAGGUGACAGCGCGCGGCCCCGGCCUGGAGCCCGUCGGCAACGUGGCCAACAAGCCCACCUACUUCGACAUCUACACCGCAGGGGCUGGCCCGGGCGACGUGGGCGUGGUGAUCGUGGACCCCCAGGGCCGGCGGGACACAGUGGAGGUGAUGCUGGAGGACAAAGGGGACAACAUCUACCGCUGCACCUACCGGCCCGUCCUGGAGGGGCCCCACACCGUCUGCGUCACCUACGCCGGCGCCCAGAUCCCCAAGAGCCCCUUCACUGUCAACGUAGCUGAAGCGUGCACCCCCUCGGCGUGCCGGGCCACCGGCCGGGGGCUGCAGCCCAAGGGCGUGCGGGUGCGGGAGACGGCCGACUUCAGGGUGCUCACCAAGGGCGCCGGCACCGGGGAGCUGCGGGUGCUCGUCAAGGGGCCCAAGGGCACGGAGGAGCCGGUGAAGGUGCGGGACGCGGGCGAUGGCGUCUACGAGUGCGAGUACCACCCCAUGGUGCCCGGCAAGUACCAGGUGGCCAUCAUGGGGGGGGUGUGCGUGCAAAGGGGGAGCGUGCAAGGUGCCACCACGAUGGAGACAUGGGCGCAGACCGGGGCCACGGGCACGGGGGUGACGUGGCCCUGUCACCGGGAGGACGGCGUCACCCGACGGUGCCCCCGCCGUCCCCCAGGCUUCUCCAUCGAGGGCCCGUCGCAGGCCAAGAUCGAGUGCGACGACAAGGGGGACGGCUCCUGCGACGUGCGCUACUGGCCCACGGAGGCGGGGGAGUACGCCGUCCACGUGGUGUGCGACGACGAGGACAUCAAGGACAGCCCCUUCAUCGCCCACAUCCUGCCCGCCCCCGGAGACUCCUGGCCCGAGAAGGUAGCGCCGCGCCCCGUAGCACCCCGCCGUGCCCCAUAGCACCCCACUGUGCCCCAUUGCACCCCGUAGAACCCCAUAGCACCUCGCUGCACCCCGCAGCACCCCGCUGUGCCCUGCUGUGACGCCGAGGGCUUCCCCAUCGACAUCAAGGUGAAGGACAACGGGGACGGCACCUACCGCUGCGUCUACGUACCCACCAAGGCCAUCAAGCACACCGUCAUCGUCACCUGGGGGGGUGUCACCACCCCCCGCAGCCCCUUCCGCGUGAACGUGGGCGAGGGCAGCCACCCCGGCAAGGUGAAGGUCUACGGGCCGGGCGUGGAGAAGACGGGGCUGAAGGCCAAUGAGCCCACCUACUUCACCGUUGACUGCAGCGAGGCCGGGCAGGGUGGGUACCCACCACAGGGGGCACCCGCCACCCACAGGGACCCCUCUCACCCCCACCCCUUGCACCCUUCCCGCCAUCGUGCCCGUCCCUUGCACGCUUCCCGCCAUCAUGUCCAUCCCUUGCACGCCGCCGGCACCGGGGCUGACGGGCUGACGGUGGAGGGCCCCUGCGAGGCCCAGAUCGAGUGCCAGGACAACGGCGACGGCUCCUGCUCCGUCUCCUACCUCCCCACCGAGCCCGGCGACUACGCCAUCAACAUCCUCUUCGCCGACCGGCACAUCCCCGGCAGCCCCUUCAAGGCGGAGGUGACCCCCGUCUUCGAUCCCAACAAGGUGACGGCCAGCGGCCCCGGUUUGGAACGCGGUAAAGCCGGCGAGGUGGCCACCUUCAUGGUGGAUUGCUCCAAAGCCGGCGACGCCGAGCUCACCAUCGAGAUCAUUUCGGAAGCCGGGGUGAAGGCGGAGGUGCUCAUCCAGAACAACCGGGACGGCACCUACGCCAUCACCUACACCCCGGCCUGCCCCGGCUCCUACACCAUCACCAUCAAGUACGGCGGCCACCCCGUCCCCAAGUUCCCCGUCCGCGUCACCGUCGCCCCCGCCGUGGACACCAGCGGUGUCAAGGUCUACGGCAAAGGCGUGGAGCCGCGAGGGGUGCUGCGGGAGGUGGCCACCGACUUCACGGUGGACGCCCGGGCGCUCACCAAGACGGGGGGACCCCACGUCAAGGCCCGGGUGGUCAACCCCUCCGGUGCCAAGACCGACACCUACGUCACCGACCACGGCGACGGCACCUACCGCGUGGACUACACCCCCUACGAGGACGGCAUGCACCGGGUGGAGGUGACCUACGACGAGGUGGCGGUCCCCAAGAGCCCCUUCCGCGUGGGGGUGACGGAGGGCUGCGACCCCAGCCGCGUGCGGGCGCAUGGGCCCGGCCUGGAGGGCGGCCUCGUCGGCAAGGCCAACCGCUUCACCGUGGAGACCAGGGGCGCGGGCACUGGGGGGCUGGGCCUGGCCAUCGAGGGUCCCUCCGAGGCCAAGAUGUCCUGCAAGGACAACAAGGACGGGAGCUGCACGGUGGAGUACAUCCCCUUCACGCCCGGCGACUACGACGUCAACAUCACCUUCGGUGGCCACCCCAUCCCUGGGAGCCCCUUCCGGGUGCCGGUGAAGGACGUGGUGGACCCCAGCAAGGUCAAGUGUUCGGGGCCGGGGCUGGGCCCCAGCGUCAGGGCCCGCGUGCCCCAGACCUUCACCGUGGACUGCAGCGCCGCCGGGCUGGCGCCCCUCGAGGUCACGCUGCUGGGACCCUCCGGUCUGGCGGAGCCAGUGGAGGUUCGUGACAAUGGUGACGGCACCCACAAGGUCAACUACACCCCGGCCACCGACGGGCCCUACACCGUGGCCGUCAAAUACGCCGACCAGGAGGUGCCACGCAGCCCCUUCAAGAUCAAGGUGCUGCCCGCCCACGACGCCAGCAAGGUGCGCGACGCCGGCGAGGGGCUGCUCACCGUCCAGAUCCUGGACCCCGAGGGGCAGCCCAAGAAGGCGGCGAUCCGGGACAACGGGGACGGCACCUACACGGUCUCCUACGUCCCCGACCUGCCGGGGCGCUACACCAUCACCAUCAAGUACGGGGGGGACGAGAUCCCCUGCUCCCCCUUCCGCAUCCACGCCGUGCCCUCCGGCGACGCCAGCAAGUGCCUCGUCACAGGCGCCUGCUUGGGUCCCACCAUCCAAAUCGGAGAGGAGACGGUGAUCACGGUGGACGCCAAGGCGGCCGGGCAGGGGAAGGUGACCUGCAAGGUGUCCACCCCCGACGGGGCCGAGCUGGACGUGGACGUGGUGGAGAACCACGACGGCACCUUCGACAUCUACUACACCGCCCCCGAGCCCGGGAAAUACGUCAUCACCAUCCGCUUCGGCGGGGAGCACGUCCCCAACAGCCCUUUCCACGUCCUGGCCACGGAGGAGCCCCCCGCCACCGCUGAGAACCUCCGGCCCUUCAACCUCGUCAUCCCCUUCACCGUGCAGAAGGGUGAGAUCACAGGGGAGGUGCGGAUGCCCUCGGGGAAGACGGCGCGACCCAACAUCACCGACAACAAGGACGGGACCGUGACGGUGCGCUACGCCCCCACCGAGAAGGGGCUGCACGAGAUGGACAUCCGCUACGACGGCAACCACAUCCCCGGGAGUCCCCUCCAGUUCUACGUGGACGCCAUCAACACCCGGCACGUGAGCGCCUACGGGCCGGGGCUGAGCCACGGCAUGGUCAACAAGCCCUGCACCUUCACCAUUGUCACCAAGGAUGCCGGGGAGGGCGGGCUCUCGUUGGCGGUGGAAGGUCCUUCCAAGGCGGAGAUCACCUGCCAGGAUAACAAGGACGGGACCUGCACCGUGUCCUACCUGCCCACCGCCCCCGGGGACUACAACAUCAUCGUCCGCUUCGAUGACAAGCACAUCCCGGGCAGCCCCUUCACCGCCAAGAUCACCGGGGACGACUCCAUGCGGACGUCCCAACUCAACGUGGGCACCUCGACGGAUGUCUCGCUGAAGAUCACGGAGACGGACCUGAGCCUGCUGACGGCCAGCAUCCGGGCGCCAUCGGGCAACGAGGAGCCCUGCCUGCUCAAGCGGCUGCCCAACCGCCACAUCGGCAUCUCCUUCACGCCCAAGGAGGUGGGCGAGCACGUGGUGAGCGUGAAGAAGAGCGGGCAGCAUGUCACCAACAGCCCCUUCAAGAUCCUGGUGGGGCAGUCAGAGAUCGGGGACGCCAGCCGGGUGAAGGUGUGGGGCAAGGGGCUGGUGGAAGGUCACACGUUCGAGGUGUCCGAGUUCAUCGUGGACACACGCAGUGCCGGCUACGGCGGGCUGGGCCUGUCCAUCGAGGGUCCCAGCAAGGUGGACAUCAACUGUGAGGACGUGGAGGACGGCACCUGCAAGGUCACCUACUGCCCCACCGAGCCCGGCAACUACAUCAUCAACAUCAAGUUUGCCGACAAACACGUCCCAGGGAGCCCCUUCACGGUGAAGGUGACGGGCGAGGGGCGCAUGAAGGAGAGCAUCACGCGCCGGCGGCAGGCCCCCUCCAUCGCCACCAUCGGCAGCACCUGCGACCUCAACCUCAAGAUCCCAGGUGACUACGAGGUCUCCAUCAAGUUCAACGAGGAGCACAUCCCCGACAGCCCCUUCGUGGUGCCCGUGGCCUCCCACUCCGACGACGCCCGGCGCCUCACCGUCACCAGCCUCCAGGUGCCCGGGGACACGGGGACACCCGCUCGCACCCCCGUGGCACCGGGCUCCGCAGCCACCCCGGGACCCCCGUGUCACCCCUGGGUCACCUCGCACCCCCGUGACAAGUACGCCAUCGGGUUCCUGCCGCGGGAGAACGGGGUGCACUCCAUCGACCUGCGCUUCAACGGCCGCCACGUGCCCGGCAGCCCCUUCAACAUCCGGGUGGGCGAGCAGAGCCAGGCCGGCGACCCCGGCCUCGUCACCGCCUACGGCCCUGGCCUCGAGGGCGGCCUCACAGGCGUGUGCUCGGAGUUCCUGGUGAAGACGGCCAACGCGGGGGCGGGCGCGCUGGCCGUCACCAUCGACGGCCCCUCCAAGGUGAAGCUGGACUGCGUGGAGUGCGCCGAGGGCCACCGCGUCACCUACACCCCCAUGGCCCCCGGCAACUACCUCAUCUCCAUCAAGUACGGCGGCCCCCACCACAUCGUCGGUAGCCCCUUCAAGGCCAAGGUCACCGGGGAGGGGAUGGGGCACUGGGGGGGGUCCCAAGGGGGUUGGGGGGUCCUGGGGGAUCCCGGGGGGUCCCGGGGGUCCUGGGAGGGGAGGGGACGGGUCACUGGGGUCCGGGGGGUCGGGGGUCUCCCGGGCAGGGUGAGGACCCCACGCUGUCGUCCCCCCCCAGGCACCAACAUGCUGAUGGUGGGGGUCCACGGCCCCAAGACCCCCUGCGAGGAGGUUUACGUCAAACACGUGGGCAACCGCGUCUACAACGUCACCUACACCGUCAAGGAGAAGGGCGACUACGUCCUCAUCCUGCGCUGGGGGGACGACAACGUCCCCGGGAGCCCCUACCGCGUCACCGUCCCCUGA
Messenger RNA from Nipponia nippon (crested ibis), 6306 nucleotides. The record is from RefSeq and is a predicted model, not a curated record. NCBI's taxonomy places the organism in Eukaryota, Metazoa, Chordata, Aves, Pelecaniformes, Threskiornithidae.